Messenger RNA from Salvelinus namaycush (lake trout), 2445 nucleotides. Its product is annotated as transmembrane protein 51-like. Bases 301 to 1110 code for a protein of 269 amino acids. The transcript has 3 exons. Lineage: Eukaryota; Metazoa; Chordata; Actinopteri; Salmoniformes; Salmonidae. The record is from RefSeq and is a predicted model, not a curated record.
CAAAGUUCCUGUCUAACAUAUUCCCUGAAUUCUUUAGGGACUACCAUCGCGGGAAAUACACACGUUAAUACAUAUUUUCGAUUGUGUAAAUAGCAGGAUUACAUUCUGGAUAUUGGGGUAGCAAUAUCAUAAUUUUGAAGACACCUGCGAUACAUCAGGUAUUCGAUUGGGAGGGAAGUCAUUGGGCGUUCACGGCUGGAAAGACUAAGGUUAGGUCUACGGUUCAUCCCUUGAGCCUCCUCUACCCAGUCUGCUGUAUCUGAUUGUGUAACACUUCUGGUGGGUCCACGUGGGGAGGUGAUGUGUUCCAGUGGCGGUCCAGACAGCUCCGGCUAUGGGGGCAGCCGGUCUGGCUCCUCAUAUGCUCUGUGUGCCUUGGGGGUGGGGCUCAUAGCCCUGGGCAUCGUCAUGAUCGUGUGGACUGUGGUGCCCGGGGAUGCUCCCCGGACAACCAAGCCUCCGGGCAACUUCAGUGUUAUUGUACCAGUGGACCAUGCUGGGGAUGGAGAGAAGGACAGGGAAACAGCGAAGACCUCAUCAAUAGCCUAUGUGCUGGUGGGGGCGGGGGUGGCCAUGCUGCUGCUGUCCAUCUACCUGGGGUUGAGGAACAAGAGGAGGGGGAGCCAAAGAGGACAGGAGACACAGGUCCCCUUUGUGGACCAUGUGGCUGGGGAGGCAGGAGAGAUUGCAGGGGAGCCAGCACCAGCCUACGACGUGCCCAGUUAUGAGGAGGCGGUCACCAGUGGCCAGUACCCCAUACGCCAGAGCAACUUACGCCACAGCACCUCCCAGCUGCCUUCCUACGAAGACCUCAUCAGUGCUGUGGAAAACGAGGGGGAGGGACCAAGAGCAGUCACUUCAGAGGAUGUUCCUCCCACUACUCCGGCCCUGGAUCCCCAGCCCACCCCCGCCGCUGCAGCCAACCCCCCCACCCGCAGCAGCAGUCGGGCUAGCCGGAUACUACGGCCGCUCAGGGUACGCAGAAUCAAGUCAGAGAAACUCCAUCUGAAGGACUUCCGUUUUAAAGUCCACAACCCUACUGAUGUGAAGGUGACCAUUGAACCCAUCACGCCACCACCACAGUAUGACGAUAAGAUGCCUGAGUUCUGACAGCGCCCUCGGGCUUGGGAGGACUACAAGCAUUGUUUUUCAAUGUUGAGUAAAACAACACUAUUGCUGGAUCAGAUGGACUAAUAAUAAUACCAUUUCUGGAAAGCAGAACCAUUAUAACAGAUGCUUUGUGAAUAUAGGCCCUGAACUCACAUACCAUCUCAGAGUAGGAGUGUUGAUCUAGGAUCUGUCCAUGCAAUCUUAUUCAUUAUGAACUGAAAGGCAAAACUGAUCCUAGUUCAGAUCUCCUACUCUGAGACACUUUGUGGAUACACGGGCCUUGAGUCCAGAGGCCUGGCUUGGGAGUCUUCUUCCUUCACACUGAGACCAAGACACUGACAUUGUUGCUUUGAAUCAAGAUGUUUCUCUGCUCUAACUUGACUUGUUUAUUGAAAUCUGCUUAAUGGCAUAUUUAUUCCAGGGCUUCUUUAUGUGCACUAUGCUAUCUGUUUAGAACACUGUGGCUGUGUUUUGAAGAUAAUUAGCUAUCUUAUUCUUAUCUUGUGCACAAAUACAUCUUGACAUCCAGAAAAUGUCCUUAACCUUUUCAGAUGGAAUGCAUAAAAUGGUGUCAUAACAGUGCCUUGGUCAUUGUAUUGUAUCAGCAGAUGUGCCUAUUAGGAAACAAUCCAUGUCAUCAGUUUGUCCCCCCACACUGUGAUUGCUCAUGGACUACUGGAAACAAAUGCCCUAUGAAAAUGGUAGUUUCAUGUCAGUUUAUACAAAGAAUGGCACAACUUUUGAGAAUGUGUUUUAUAGUACUACUAUGUAGAGGACAUGCUGAAGCCAAGGAAUAAUGAAAUACCUUUAUGUUGACUGGCCUCUGUCCUCUGUGUUGACGUUUGGCAGUUGGAGAGUAUUGAAUGUGAAUCAUGAAAAUGUCCGCUUUCUAUAACUGCAGCAACAAUGAAAGGGAAUAAGUGUUGUCUCGUCAGCUUUACAUUCAAGGGAAUAGCAGGUAGAAUACCCUGAAGUCCAAAUAAACUGUAAGACUUUAUCUCUGCUAAUUUAUCUAACUAUGCACAUUUUUACAGCGUUAAGAGCAUUUUGAUAAGAUUGCUUCAAGGUUUCUUUACUUAUGUGGACCGUGAAUGAAUGUACCUUUCUAGUACUGACCCAGUUCAACUAACUAAAACCAUGUUUGGGAAGAUCAUUGGAGAAGCAUAAUGUUCUUAGAAUUUAACAGCAGUUAUUUAUUAAAGAUUUUUUGACAUCUGACACUGUAGGAGAAAAAAUUGAACUAUUGGGCUCCCGAGUGGCGCAGCAGUCUAAGGCAGUGCUAGAGGCGUAACUACUGAACCUGGUUCGAGUCCAGGCUGUAUCACAACCGGCCGU